GGCUACAUCCGAGCCCGACCAGCAGGUCUCCGAGACCCUGAGCGGCAGAAGCGCCCGGCUGAUCGCCAAGGACCCUCGCGCCAUGGAGAGGCUGGGGAAGCAACGCAGCGCGCCCCUCCGGCUGGGGAUCUUGCUCCGGCACCUGCUUCCCCCCGCCGGAUUCGCACCUUUUCCAACUUCAGCCCAGGUUGCUCCUGUGACAUGCCCAACGCAGUUCCGUUACACCUUGGAUAAUGACGUCUUAACUCCAGAGCAGAGACGUUUCUAUGAGGACAAUGGAUAUCUCGUCAUCAAAAAUCUGGUGGCUGAUGAAGAUAUUGAGCGCUUCAGAGAGGAGUUUGUAAAGAUAUGCAGAAAGGAAGUGAAGGUGCUUGGAAUAACUAUCUUGAAAGACAUCACGAUUGCCAAGUCUGAAGCCAACGAGAAUAAGGUUUUCAGAUUGCAGGAUUUCAUGAAUAGCGAGGAGCUCUUUCAAUACUGCACCUUACCUCAGGUCUUAAAAUACGUCGAAUGCUUCACGGGGCCGGACAUCAUGGCUAUGCACACCAUGCUGAACAAUAAACCACCCGAUACAGGCAAGAAAACCUCUCGUCAUCCUUUGCAUCAGGAUCUUUAUUACUUCCCCUUCCGGCCUGCCGACCGAGUUGUUUGUGCCUGGACCGCAAUGCAAAAGGUGGACCGGACAAACGGAUGUCUGGUUGUGUUGCCAGGGACUCACAAGGGCUGCCUGAAGGAGCACAAAUACCCGGAUUGGGAGGGUGGUGUGAACAAGCUGUACCAUGGGAUCCAUGACUACGACAAGAGUCUUCCCAGAGUCUACCUCCCCAUGGAGAAAGGAGACAUCGUCUUCUUCCACCCCUUGAUCAUUCAUGGCUCCGGAAGAAACAGGACGGAAGGAUUUCGGAAGGCUAUUUCUUGCCAUUAUGCCAGUAGUGACUGCUACUAUAUUGACGUCAAAGGGACUAUCCAGGAAACUAUAGAGAAGGAAGUGGAAGAGUUUGCAAGGCGGAAGUUUAAUGUUGGUUCAUCAGUGGAUUUGAAAGACGCUGCUAUAAUACGGUGUCGACUGGUUAAAGGGGAGAAAAAAAAUCUUUAAAACUCUCAUUCUCCAAUCAGCGAAGAAGCCUCGGAAAAUUCAGCAUUUAUUUUUUCUUACUUUUUGGGGGAAGGGCUAUGCGGUUAGUAAUAAUCUCGAUAGGACUUUGAAGCGCUAUCUGCAUCUGGAACUCAAUUCAAGGCUGCAAUUCUAGGCACAUAAAUUGUGAAUUACAAUGACUACGGUGAAAUUUCUUUCUGAGUAAAAAAAUAAAUGGUUAGAAUUUAAGCUGCAAUUCUAUACAAAUUUUACUUAGAGUCUAAGAAUUUUAAACUGCUGUCCUAGUCUUUUUCUUUUGAAAAUAUUUUUUAUUUUAAAACAAAAACAAAAUAUAAAACCAUCAUCAUUCCCAACAAUUACAGACAGUAUGUCGAACGAUUAAUAUUCUCUUGUGCAUAAUUCAAUUUCUAAAAUACCAAUUUAUAACAGGAACUUAUAUCUCUUAUAAAAAAAACUUCACACAUUUUAUCUUUACAUCAACACCAUAUUUCAUCUUCAACUCCAUGAUUUAUUAUCUAUCUAUUGAUAAAACAAAUCCCAUAUCAAAUAGUAUUGUUUAUCUUCCUGUUCUCUAAUUUCAAAUGUCAAUUUACUCAUUUCAGCACGUUCCAUAAUUUUCUUAAUAACCUCAUCAUCUGUAGGUAACUUCUCUCCUUUCCAGUUUUUAGCAAAUACAAUUCUAGCCGCUGUUAAAACAUUCACAAUUAAAUAUUGCAAUUCUCUAUUGUAUGUUUCCUGUAAAAUCCCUAAUAAAAAUAUCUCUGGUUUAACGUCAA
Molecule: messenger RNA, 1872 nt
Organism: Pantherophis guttatus
Lineage: Eukaryota; Metazoa; Chordata; Lepidosauria; Squamata; Colubridae
Product: phytanoyl-CoA dioxygenase, peroxisomal
Biological process (GO): fatty acid alpha-oxidation
Molecular function (GO): phytanoyl-CoA dioxygenase activity
Source: RefSeq, a predicted model, not a curated record